AUGCUUUUUUCCUGCGAGCGCGUCUGUGGCGCCCGCGACCCGGCGACGGACACGGUCCGGAUCGGCCUCCCGCUGGGCGCGGCGGAGUCGGCGCAGGCCCGGCAGGAGUCCCCGGGCGCGGAGCGGGAGCCCGUCGCGGCGGCGGCGGAGCAGGCGGAGCAGGAGGGCGCCAGGCGCAGGCUGCUCCGGAGGAGCUACCCGCUGCACCGCGCAGCUGAGCUCGGGAGCGGUCAGAUGGAGUACCUGCUGGCGGAGGGCGCCGACCCGUCCCAGAAGAACUCCUCGGGCCUCACCGCCGCCCAGGUGGCAACGAAGAAGAACAGGGGGGACUCCCACGCAGCCGCCCUGAGAGCCCUCGGCGGCGCGUGA
Molecule: messenger RNA, 369 nt
Organism: Prorocentrum cordatum
Lineage: Eukaryota; Dinophyceae; Prorocentrales; Prorocentraceae
Source: the annotation of a GenBank genome assembly